UGCAAUUUAAUGAACACACAAAAUUUUAAUGCCUUUAACUUUUUCUUCUUGUGCUUAUUAAAGAUUCAGUGUUAGCAACCACUAGCAUUCUUCACCCCCCAUAUCUUUUUCUCUAGUGUUCUUGUGCUAACUGCAGCAUUGGCAACAUGAACUUCAGGGCACUCCUACUCUUCCUGGCCUUUAUGGUGACAAAGUCAGUAGCAGUAGUGGAGAAGCAGACAUACAUAGUACACAUGGACAAGACCAAGAUGGAAGCCUCAGUCCAUUCCCAAGGCUUGGCAAAACCUUGGUUCAAAUCAGUCAUUGAUUUCAUCUCUGAAGCUUCAUUCGAAGAAGAAGAAGGAGGAGAACCUCAACUCCUUUAUGUUUAUGAAACCAGCCUUUUUGGUUUUGCUGCUCAACUUUCAAAUAAGCAGCUUGAGUACUUGAACCAAGUGGAUGGCUUCGUUGCAGCAUUACCUGAUGAACUAUUGACCCUUCACACAACCUACACCCCCCAUUUUCUUGGCCUGCAGGAGGGAGAAGGACUUUGGAGUGCUUCUAACUUGGCCUCAGAUGUGAUCAUAGGAGUCCUUGAUACAGGAAUAUGGCCUGAACACAUCAGUUUCCAAGACACCGGUUUGUCCAAAGUACCCUCUCGGUGGAAAGGAGCUUGUGAAGCAGGCACCAAUUUCUCUGCCUCAAGUUGUAACAAGAAGCUUGUUGGUGCAAGAGUCUUUCUUCAAGGGUAUGAAAAAUUUGCAGGAAGGAUCAAUGAAACCAUGGACUAUCGUUCUGCUAGAGAUGCUCAAGGACAUGGAUCACACACAGCCUCAACGGCAGCUGGAAACAUGGUGAAGAAUGCCAGCUUUUUCGGCUUGGCCAGUGGUUCAGCCAGUGGAAUGAGGUAUACCUCAAGAAUAGCUGCUUAUAAAGUAUGCUGGCGUUUAGGCUGUGCUAACUCUGACAUAUUAGCAGCUAUUGACAAAGCUGUUGCUGAUGGUGUUGAUGUACUGUCACUCUCAUUAGGUGGCAGUGCCAGACCUUAUUACAGCGAUAGCAUUGCCAUAGCCUCAUUUGGAGCAACACAAAACGGUGUUUUUGUUUCUUGCUCGGCAGGCAAUUCAGGCCCUUUUAGUUCUACUGUUGGAAAUGUUGCCCCGUGGAUCAUGACUGUUGCUGCUAGCUACACUGAUAGGAGCUUUCCAACUCAAGUGAAGCUUGGAAAUGGAAAGCUUUUCAAAGGGUCAUCAUUGUACAAGGGCAAGAAAACUAACCAAUUGCCUCUUGUUUAUGUCAAUUCCUCAAAAGAACAUAGGACAGCACAGUAUUGCACCAGAGGUUCUCUUGAUCCAAAGUUUGUCAAAGGAAAAAUAGUUGCCUGCGAACGUGGAAUAAACAGUAGAACUGCAAAGGGAGAAGAAGUAAAGAUGGCAGGUGGAGCAGGAAUGAUACUACUCAACUCAGAAAACCAGGGAGAAGAACUUUUUGCUGACCAUCAUGUUUUGCCAGGCACAUCUUUAGGGGCCUCUGCAAGUAAAAUAAUCAGAAGCUACAUUCACUCAGCAAAAGCACCAACAGCUUCAAUAUCCUUCCAAGGGACAGCAUAUGGAGACCCUGCACCAGCUAUGGCAGCAUUUUCUUCUAGAGGACCAAGUGCAGUAGGAGGAGAUGUGAUCAAACCAGAUGUUACUGCACCUGGUGUGAACAUCUUGGCUGCUUGGCCUCCCAUAACUAGUCCAAGCAUGCUCAAGAGCGACAAAACAAGUGCAGUAUUUAACAUAGUCUCAGGUACCUCAAUGUCAUGUCCUCAUGUUAGUGGUAUAGCAGCCUUGAUCAAAUCUGCGCACAAUGGUUGGUCACCUGCAGCCAUCAAAUCUGCUCUGAUGACUACUGCUUCUGUAUCAAACAACAAAGGUGCUGCAAUUGCUGACUAUGGUUCAAAAAAUUCAGCACUUGCUGACCCCUUUGCAUUUGGUUCAGGCCAUGUUAACCCUGAAAGAGCUUCUGAUCCAGGAUUGGUCUAUGACAUCACCACCAAAGAUUACCUAAAUUACUUGUGCAGCCUGAAAUACACACCCUCCCAGAUUGCUUUAUUGUCAAAAGGUAAUUUUACAUGCCCCAAAAAAUCAGCUCUUCAAGCUGGUGACUUGAACUACCCCUCAUUUGCUGUGCUAUUUGGCACAAGGGCUCUAAAGGCUAGUGUGACAUUCAAGAGGGUAGUUACAAAUGUAGGAAAGCCCAAAAUUUCUUAUGCAGUGAAGGUGGAAGAACCAAAUGGAGUAUCUGUUAGGGUUGAACCAAGGAAUAUCAGUUUCAGAAAAACUGGUCAAAAAAUGAGUUAUAAGGUGAGUUUUGUUUCAAAUGGGAAUACAACAGUUACUGGAAACUCAUCAUUUGGAUCACUUACUUGGGUAUCAGGUAAAUAUGCUGUUAGAAGCCCUAUAGCAGUGACAUGGAAAUGAUAGAAAGGUCUUUCAAUAGAAUUCCUAUAGCAGAAAAAUAAAUUUUAACCUCAGAACUAGCAGGGGAGCUUUAUCUCAGAAUUAUGAUGCAGCACACUAUUACUGUAACUUUGUUACUAUCUUUAAGCUUUAUUGAAUAAAAGAACACUUGUACCAUCUUUA
Molecule: messenger RNA, 2606 nt
Organism: Vigna umbellata (rice bean)
Lineage: Eukaryota; Viridiplantae; Streptophyta; Magnoliopsida; Fabales; Fabaceae
Product: subtilisin-like protease SBT1.1
Biological process (GO): proteolysis
Molecular function (GO): serine-type endopeptidase activity
Source: RefSeq, a predicted model, not a curated record